AGUUGUCUUGAUUAUCAAGCUGAGAAAAAACAAGGCAGAAAAGUAUCUAGGAAAAAUAGCAGUACUUUUUCCAAAAAAGAAAGUUGUUAUUCUUCUUCUUCUUCACUUCUCCUACGGUCCUACCUUAUUUUCAGAAAAAGACAACCUACAUACAUUUGCAUUUUUCUGAGGAAUUCUCAAAAAAGUUUUCAGAAAUUCCUUCCUUAUCCUUGGUUUUAAUUUAACUGAUUAGAGGGGCAGCUUUGCAUCAGUUGGUGAGCUGUUUUUUGGUGGCUUGGGUGAUGGGAAGGGUGGCGGUUGGGGCGGCGGUGGUUGCGGCGGCGGCGGUGUGCGCUGCUGCGGCGUUAGUGGUGCGCCAUAGGAUGAGGUGCUCUGGUAAGUGGGCGCGGGCCAUUGCAAUUCUCAAGGACUUUGAGGAGACGUGUGGGACCCCUAUCUCGAAGCUGAGACUGGUGGCGGAUGCCAUGACGGUCGAGAUGCACGCCGGUCUCGCGUCGGAAGGUGGGAGCAAGCUUAAGAUGAUCAUCAGCUAUAUCGAUAAUCUCCCUACUGGUGAUGAGAAGGGGCUAUUUUAUGCCUUGGACCUUGGUGGUACAAACUUCCGUGUUCUUCGUAUAGUGUUGGGUGGGAAAGAAAACCAUGUUAUUAAGCCAGAAUUUGAGGAAUUUUCAAUUCCUCCACAUUUGAUGACUGAGAGUUCAGAAGCAUUGUUUGAUUAUAUUGUACAAGCUCUUGCAAAAUUUGUUGCUACAGAAGGUGAAGGUUUACAUGUGUCACCUGGUAGACAAAGGGAGCUGGGAUUUACCUUCUCAUUCCCUGUCAGGCAAACAUCGAUAUCUUCAGGGACACUUAUAAAAUGGACAAAGGGCUUCUCUAUAGAAGAUACAGUUGGGCAAGAUGUUGUAGCAGAAUUGACCAAAGCCAUGGAAAGGGCUGGCCUUGAUAUGCGUGUUGCUGCCUUGGUCAAUGACACAAUUGGAACAUUAGCUGGUGGAAGAUACUAUGACCAAGAUACCAUUGCUGCUGUAAUCUUGGGCACGGGCACAAAUGCAGCUUAUGUAGAACGUGCUCAUGCAAUUCCUAAAUGGCAGGGGCUUCUACCUAAAUCAGGUGAAAUGGUUAUCAACAUGGAAUGGGGUAACUUCCGGUCAUCACACCUUCCAUUAACUGAAUAUGAUCACGCAUUGGACGUUGAGAGUCUAAACCCUGGGGAGCAGAUUUUUGAAAAGAUGAUUUCUGGGAUGUACUUGGGAGAGGUUGUGCGCAGAGUUCUGUGCAAGAUGGCUGAGGAAGCAGCCUUUUUUGGUGAUACUGUUCCACCAAAAUUGAAAAUUCCAUUCAUACUGAGGACUCCUGACAUGUCUGCAAUGCAUGAAGACACGACCCCAGACUUGAAAUUGGUUGGAAGCAAACUGAAGGACAUUUUAGAGAUAUCAAAUAGCUCCCUUAAAAUGAGAAAAGCUAUAGUUGCAAUUUGUGAAGCUGUUGCCAUUCGUGGUGCCAGGCUAUCUGCAGCUGGAAUUGUGGGCAUCCUCAAGAAAUUAGGAAGAGAUACAGUCAAAGAUGGUGAAAAGCAGAAGUCUGUGAUAGCUGUGGAUGGUGGGUUGUUUGAGCACUACACUAAAUUCAGAGAGUGCCUAAGGAGCACUUUGAAGGAGCUACUAGGAGAGGAAGUCUCAGAGAACAUUGUCAUCAAGCUCUCCAAUGAUGGCUCUGGCAUUGGGGCUGCCCUCCUUGCAGCUUCUCACUCCCAGUACCUUGAGGUUGAGGAAUCCUAAAAAUAGUUUGCGUGGCUAGACAAAAGAAGCAAGUCAUAUUUCAAUUUUUGUGUACUUUAGCUCUUCCAUUCUUCAUCUGGAUUAUUAGAUGAUCAUUCUGGACAACCCUUAGUUUAUGGUUAUCCAAAUUUUAUAAUCGAGCAACCUAUCACAAGUGCGUGUAGAGUGAACAAUAGUAGCCAAAAACUUCAUUCUUGGUUUAUACUGAUCUCCCCACAGCUAGAGAAUAAUAAAAUGGGGGAUGUACAUUCUUUUUUGAGUUGCUGCUUUUUGCAAAAAUGUUCUUUUGGAAAUGGACAUGGUAAUAAUAUAUGGCCUUGUAUGGUCUUGUUUCUCAGUGGCAGCAUAGUUACAUGUGCAGAUUUUCUGAUACAAAACUAACGCCCAGGCGGCUGGAGAUUCCAUUAUGCUACAAACUCGCUCCCAGACUUCUUGUCAAGAUAACUAGAAGGAUGGCCAAGACAGAGCAAGAUUUCCAGAACCUCUUCCAUGGAAGGUCUAGCUGAAGGCAAUAUACUCGUACAGAUGAUCCCAAGUCUGGACACAAUGCACAUUUCAUCCAGGUAACAAGUUCCUUUAUAUCCUCAUCCAACGCAUCAAGUACUGGUUUUUCUUCUUGAAGGUGCCGCCAUGCCCAUUAUGCCAACCAUGAGUGCUUAUCUCCAUAGUUUGCUUGUUUUCCUGUCGUUAGUUCCAGCAGGAUGACUCCAAAGCUGUAAACAUCGAUCUUCUCAUUUACCUUUGUUGUUUGAGCAUACUCUGUAAUAUCAGAACACCAUACAAAGUCAACUAAAGCUCUGGCUAGUGAAAUUUGAGGCAGCGAUGGUGUGUUCUGUAUAACUCACCUGGUGCUAUGUAGCCAAAAGAUCCAGCAACAGCCGACACCGUAGCGGGUUCUUUAUUAAAGUGGUUAGCCAGGG
Molecule: messenger RNA, 2698 nt
Organism: Rubroshorea leprosula
Lineage: Eukaryota; Viridiplantae; Streptophyta; Magnoliopsida; Malvales; Dipterocarpaceae
Source: the annotation of a GenBank genome assembly